CACGCUUCUUCCCCUCCCCCUAUUCCCUUUUCCCUUUUCGUUCUCUCCCAAAGAGGCCGACCCCUGAGUCGUGAGUCUGGGGUCUGGUUGGUGAAAAAAAGCUGUAGUAGCUGCAAGUGGGGAGGUGUGAGAAAUUAACUGAGAGGACAACAUGUCCUCCCUCCCUGGGUGCCUUGGUUUGGAUGCAGAAACAGCUGCAAUGGAGUCUGAAGAGAUCGAAGAGCUGCAGCAAGCAGUGGUUGAAGAGCUGGGUAUCUCCAUGGAGGAACUUCGGGAGUUCAUUGAUAAAGAACUAGAAAAGAUGGACUGUAUUCAGCAACGUAGGAAGCAGCUAGCAGAGUUGGAGACGUGGGUAAUACAGAAGGAGUCUGAGGUGGCCCAUGUUGACCAGCUCUUUGAUGAUGCAUCCAGGGCAGUGACUAAUUGUGAGUCUUUAGUGAAGGACUUUUACUCCAAACUGGGACUACCAUACCGGGACAGUAGCUCUGAUGAUGAAGCUUCCCAGCCUACAGAAAUAAUUGAGAUUCCUGAUGAAGAUGAUGAUGUUCUCAGUAUAGAUUCAGGUGAUGCUGGAAGCAGAACUCCAAAAGACCAGAAGCUCCGUGAAGCUAUGGCUGCCUUAAGAAAGUCAGCUCAAGAUGUCCAGAAGUUCAUGGAUGCUGUCAACAAGAAGAGCAGUUCCCAGGAUCCACAUAAAGGAGCCUUGAGUCAAAUGUCUGGAGAACUGAGCAAAGAUGGUGACCUGAUAGUCAGCAUGCGCAUUCUGGGCAAGAAGAGAACUAAGACAUGGCACAAAGGCACCCUUAUUGCCAUCCAGACAGUUGGGCCAGGAAAGAAAUACAAGGUGAAAUUCGACAACAAAGGAAAGAGUCUACUGUCGGGGAACCAUAUUGCCUAUGAUUACCAUCCUCCUGCUGACAAACUGUAUGUGGGCAGUCGAGUGGUGGCCAAAUACAAAGAUGGGAAUCAGGUCUGGCUCUAUGCUGGCAUUGUAGCCGAGACACCAAACGUCAAAAACAAGCUCAGAUUUCUUAUUUUCUUUGACGAUGGCUACGCUUCCUAUGUCACUCAAUCUGAAUUGUAUCCCAUUUGUCGGCCACUGAAAAAGACUUGGGAGGACAUAGAAGACAUCUCUUGCCGAGACUUCAUUGAGGAGUACAUCACUGCUUACCCCAACCGGCCCAUGGUGCUACUCAAGAGUGGCCAGCUUAUCAAGACUGAGUGGGAAGGCACGUGGUGGAAGUCCCGAGUCGAAGAGGUGGACGGCAGCCUAGUCCGAAUCCUCUUCCUGGAUGACAAAAGAUGUGAAUGGAUCUAUCGAGGCUCUACACGGCUGGAGCCCAUGUUCAGCAUGAAGACAUCCUCGGCCUCUACAUUGGAAAAGAAGCAAGGGGGACAGUUCAGGACACGUCCAAAUAUGGGUGCUGUGAGGAGCAAAGGUCCUGUGGUCCAGUAUACCCAGGAUCUAACCAGCACUGGAACCCAGUUUAAGCCAAUGGAGCUGCCACAGCCCACAGCCCCACCUGUUCCACCUGCUGCUACACCCGUCCCACCUGCUACCCCCAUCCCACCUGCUGCACCCGUCCCACCUGUUACACCCACUCCACCUGCCCCACCUGCUCCACCUCUGUCCCCCCAGGCAGGUGACACUGAAAGCUUGGAAAGCCAGCUUGCCCAGUCACGGAAGCAGGUAGCCAAAAAGAGCACCUCUUUGCGGCUAGGCUCUGUGGGCUCUGGUCAUUCCUCCCCUACGUCUCCUUCACUCAGUGAAAAUGCCCCUGGUGGGAAACCUGGAAUCAACCAGACAUACAGAUCACCUUUAGGCUCAACAGCUUCUGCGCCAGCACCACCAGCAUCCACAGUCCUUUCAGCCCUCCCAGCAUCCACAGUCCUUCCAGCUCUCCCAGCAACCACAGUCCUUCCAGUCCUCCCAGCAUCCACAGUCCUCCCAGCAUCCACAGUCCUGCCAGUCAUUCCAGUCCUCCCAGUAUCCACAGUCCUCCCAGCAUCCCCAGCCCUUCCAGCCCUCCCAGCUUUCCAUGGCAUGUUGGAGCGUGCCCCGGCAGAGCCCUCCUACCGCGCCCCCAUGGAGAAGCUUUUCUAUUUACCUCAUGUCUGCAGCUAUACUUGUCUGUCUCGAGUCAGACCUAUAAGAAGUGAGCAGUACCGAGGCAAGAACCCUCUGCUGGUCCCACUGCUAUAUGACUUCCGGAGGAUGACAGCCCGGCGCCGAGUUAACCGCAAGAUGGGCUUUCAUGUCAUCUAUAAGACACCCUGUGGCCUCUGCCUUCGGACAAUGCAGGAGAUCGAACGCUACCUUUUUGAGACUGGCUGUGACUUCCUCUUCUUGGAGAUGUUCUGUUUGGAUCCAUAUGUUCUUGUGGACCGGAAGUUUCAGCCCUAUAAGCCUUUUUACUAUAUUUUGGACAUCACCUAUGGGAAAGAAGAUGUUCCCCUAUCCUGUGUCAAUGAAAUUGACACAACUCCCCCACCGCAGGUGGCCUACAGCAAGGAACGAAUCCCAGGCAAGGGUGUUUUCAUUAACACAGGCCCUGAAUUUCUGGUUGGCUGUGACUGCACGGAUGGGUGCCGGGACAAGUCCAAGUGUGCCUGUCAUCAGCUAACUAUCCAGGCUACAGCCUGCACCCCAGGCGGCCAAGUCAACCCUAACUCUGGCUACCAGUACAAGAGACUAGAAGAGUGUCUGCCCACAGGAGUUUAUGAGUGUAACAAACGCUGCAAAUGUGACCCAAACAUGUGCACAAACCGGUUGGUGCAGCAUGGACUCCAGGUUCGGCUACAGCUGUUCAAGACACAGAACAAGGGCUGGGGUAUCCGCUGCUUGGAUGACAUUGCCAAAGGCUCCUUUGUCUGUAUUUAUGCAGGCAAAAUUCUGACAGAUGACUUUGCAGACAAGGAGGGCCUGGAAAUGGGUGAUGAGUACUUUGCCAACCUGGACCAUAUUGAGAGCGUGGAGAACUUCAAGGAAGGAUAUGAGAGCGAUGCCCCCUGUUCCUCUGACAGCAGUGGUGUAGACUUGAAGGACCAGGAAGAUGGCAAUAGCGGUACAGAGGACCCCGAAGAGUCCAAUGACGAUAGCUCAGAUGAUAACUUCUGUAAGGAUGAGGACUUCAGCACCAGUUCAGUGUGGCGCAGCUAUGCUACCCGGCGGCAGACCCGGGGCCAGAAGGAGAACGGGCUGUCUGAGACGGCUUCCAAGGACUCCCGUCCCCCAGACCUCGGGCCCCCACAUCUUCCUGUCCCUCUAGCAAUCUCUAUGGGUGGCUGCAAUCCACCUUCUUCUGAAGAGACAUCCAAGAAUAAGGUGGCCUCGUGGUUGAGCUCCAACAGUGUCAGUGAAGGUGGCUUUGCUGACUCUGAUAGCCGUUCAUCCUUCAAGACCAGCGAAGGUGGGGAAGGCCGGGCUGGGGGAGUGAAAGGGGAAGCUGAGAAGGCCGCCACCUCAGGGCUGAGCUUCAAGGACGAGGGAGACAUCAAGCAGGCCAAGAAAGAGGAACCUGAUGACCGAAACAAGGUAUCAAUUGUUACUGAGAGCUCUCGAAAUUAUGGUUACAAUCCUUCUCCCAUGAAGACUGAAGGACUUCGCCGCCCACCUAGUAAGACUAGUAUGCAUCAGAGCCGACGCCUUUUGGCCUCCGCUCAGUCCCACCCUGAUGAUGUCUUGACACUGUCCAGCAGCACAGAAAGUGAGGGGGAAAGUGGGACGAGCCGAAAGCCCACUGCUGGUCAGACUUCAGCCACAGCAGUUGACAGUGAUGAUAUCCAGACCAUCUCCUCUGGCUCUGAAGGCGAUGACUUUGAGGACAAGAAGAACAUGUCUGGCCCAAUGAAGCGCCAAGUGGCAGUAAAAUCAACCCGAGGCUUUGCUCUUAAAUCAACCCAUGGGAUUGCCAUUAAAUCAACCAACAUGGCAUCUGCGGAAAAGGGGGAAAGCGCACCUGUUCGUAAGAACACACGCCAAUUCUAUGAUGGUGAGGAGUCUUGCUACAUCAUCGACGCCAAGCUUGAAGGCAACCUGGGCCGCUACCUUAAUCACAGUUGCAGCCCCAACCUGUUUGUCCAGAAUGUCUUCGUGGAUACUCAUGAUCUUCGCUUCCCUUGGGUGGCCUUCUUUGCCAGCAAGAGAAUCCGGGCUGGGACCGAACUUACUUGGGACUACAACUACGAGGUGGGCAGUGUGGAAGGCAAGGAGCUGCUUUGCUGCUGUGGGGCCAUCGAAUGCAGAGGGCGUCUUCUUUAGAGGGCAGCCUUCUUCCUAAGUUUCUGAACCCUUCCUGAACUGACCUUUCCUCAGGAACUGGGUCUUCCUCACUGUUGAACUCUGACCCCCAAGUCUCCAUCCAGUCUAGCUACUCCCCCCCCAGCUCCUAGUUAGAAAUGGGGGUUCUGGAUCAGGAGAUCCCUUCCAUUGUGGUGCUAGCAGGCUGGGUCCCUCCUCCUCCCCCUAAGGCCCUAGGGGGCUGGGAGAGGUUACCACUCUUAACCUGGGCCUGACAUCCCUUCAGUCCUGUUGCUCAUCCCUCCCAUCCUACAUUAGUCCAAGUGUUCAUGCUUCUGACACUUUAUCCUGUAUGAGGGCUGUAUACUUAAUGUCCAUGGUUUGUAUCAUUUCUUGAGUCUUUUAAUAAGAUGUUAAAACUAA
Eptesicus fuscus (big brown bat) is the source of this 4663-nucleotide messenger RNA. RefSeq names its product SET domain bifurcated histone lysine methyltransferase 1 (gene SETDB1). Gene Ontology annotation, biological process: negative regulation of gene expression; heterochromatin organization. The record is from RefSeq and is a predicted model, not a curated record. The transcript has 22 exons. NCBI's taxonomy places the organism in Eukaryota, Metazoa, Chordata, Mammalia, Chiroptera, Vespertilionidae. The coding region runs from base 152 to 4261 and encodes 1369 amino acids. Gene Ontology annotation, cellular component: nucleus. Gene Ontology annotation, molecular function: histone H3K9 methyltransferase activity; zinc ion binding; protein binding.